Messenger RNA from Sycon ciliatum, 2050 nucleotides. RefSeq names its product zona pellucida sperm-binding protein 2-like. The record is from RefSeq and is a predicted model, not a curated record. NCBI's taxonomy places the organism in Eukaryota, Metazoa, Porifera, Calcarea, Leucosolenida, Sycettidae. The coding region runs from base 131 to 1609 and encodes 492 amino acids. Gene Ontology annotation, cellular component: cell surface. The transcript has 10 exons.
AUUCACGUUUAGAACGACAGCGUUGGGCCUUUCCUUCAGUCAGCUCUGGAAAAGGAAGUUGAUCAACGAUUCAGCAAGCAUCCUAUUUGCGUAUAACCUGCCUACAACUUACAAGUGAUCGAUCUUCGCGAUGAGGUUCUUGUAUUGCCUAACCGUGUUGGCGUUGUUCGUAUCCUUCGGUCGGGCCGCUAACCAUUGCCCGACGGCGUUCCCAGAAGAGUUCGGUGCCAGUUGCUACUCAAUCACCCGGCAGGACACGACGUUCAGCGAUGCUGCCGCAGCAUGCGCAGCGGGCGGUGGUCGACUGGUUGAAAUCAACACAGUCGAGGAGAACAACUUCGUGUUGACGCUGACUGCGACAGCCGGAGUCAACACGUGGAUUGGCUUGGACAGCGCGCCGACCGGGGGCAACGUGUUCCGCUUCAGCACAUCCCAGGCGAGCCCGGUGUUCAUCGGCUUUGCGGGCGGUGCCCUGCCCAGCCUGACCGGCCCACACUGCACGGAGCUGCAACCCCCCAGCGGUGUCUGGGCGGCUGUGGACUGCUCGCAAGAGAAACACUAUGUGUGCGAGCAAGCGCAAGCGUUCGUGGCCUGCCCGCCGCCAAGCAGUCUCAACAUCUCCGUCGCCAAGGAGGUCCUCUCGCAGUUCUUUAUCGCCAACGCGUCCGACCUGCACAUCGGCUCUGCGGCUAGUGACCCGCUGUGCCGAGUUGCCGAGGUGAACGGGCAGUACACGGCGCUCAUCGAGCCCAACACCUGCGAUGUCAGUUUCUCCUACGACCCAGCCAUACCUCAAGUGGUGCGCUUGAACGCCAUCUUGUAUCACACACCCACGUCGGGCCUGAUCACUCGCAGCCGCGGCCAGCUGAUCGCGUUCGACUGCCAAGUGCAGACCGUGGACCUGGUCUCGAGCUCGGCCAUCGACCCGCAGGCUCUACAGGCGUCACUCACGCAGGUGGGGUUUGGAGAGUUCACGGUCGGAGUGCAGUUCACCAGUGACUCGACCUACUCUGCGGCGCUCACGGCCAACACGAUAACGCUUGGUGAGCCAGUGUUUGUGCAGACGUUCGUAGCCAACGAUGUGCUUUCCAACCUGGAUAUAUUCGUCGACCGUUGCUUCGCUUCGCCCAGCAGUGAUCCCUCGGACCAGUCAACCAUUCUGGAAGUGAUUAACGAUGAUUGCCCUGGCAGCGUUCUGGCUCAGGUCACCGUAGCAACUGGCGGCGCUAGCAACGUCUUCAACUUCCAAUUCAACGCCUUUGAGUUCCUCGUCGGCGGUGCGUCACAGCCAUUGCUAUACUUGCACUGCACAACACGCGUCUGUGAUGCCAACGUGGGCACCAGCGUGUGCGUCACCGAUGUCGGAACGUGCGCCCGCCGACGCCGAGACCUGGACCUGAUGGGACGCUGGCGACGACAGUCACCCACCGACCCGUACGCGCCCGGAACUGCUCCGCUGCCGCAGACCAGCACCAUCGGGCCGCUCAACUUUGUUCGAGAAGAUGGAAAGCCUGGUGCGACUGAUGCAGGGGGUGCCGCUGCUGCCACAUCUCCUGCAGCGUUCUACGGCCUUCUGCUGAGCCUGGCUGUGCUGUAUGUGGCUGUGUGAUUUGCGUCCGGACCGUUGACCGUAUUUUUUAGAGACUGUUUCCGUAUGCAUUUACACUACCAUGCUAGUGUCGCUCAGCUGGCACUCACGAGACAUUUCUCCAACGGAAUACUCCCCGACAUGCCAUACCGCUGCACAAACCUUUCCUCUACCACUGCAUACACCAUUCCUCAGUAGCCAAACAUGCUGUUAGUAUUUCCAUAGAUUUCGUGAUUUUUUUCGUGAGUUUUUGUUAUUCUUACACACACCGUGCGUGUCAGCACUUGUCUUGCUGGCUAUUGCACGUACAACCCCAGAGCUCAUAGUAGUGAUAUGAGUUCUGCACGUCUGCACUCACUGCACAGUUGGGCCUUCGCCUUUGCUUUUGCCGCCAGCUCAAGCCUUCUACUUCGCAAUGGACCAGAUUUAGUUCUUGUUUCAAUAGUAGAGCAAGGUCAGUUA